ACUUAGUAGGCUGUGUCUGUACAUCAUUUGAAGUGAAAUUAUUAAUUAGCUAUUUCACCUCGCGCAUCUCUAUUUAUCUCCUCCCCCAAGAAAGCCGGCAUAUCUGAAUUCUGGAACAGUCCACCGCUCGAAGAUGUCGCUGUUUGGUCUGAUAGUCUCUGGACGCCUGCCCCAAUCCGAUUUUGUGGCCGUGGACGCCACUAAGCUGCUUGUGAAUGUGCCCGACAUCGAAUCCGUCAACUACUUGGUAGUAUUCCUCACCGGCGUAUCGCCCCUGCCCGUUGGCACCUCCGCCGCGAUAUACUUCAGCUGGCCAGACGCGAAUGCAGCACCCACAUGGCAGUACCUGGGACACAUAAACAACAACAAGCCCUCCGCCAUCUUCAAGAUCGCCCAGCUGAAGAAGAGCCACGAGCUGGAGGCCCAGGCCCACGGGAUGGUCUUCGGCAGCCAGGAGAUCUCACACAUCGCACAGAUUGGAGUUUCCCUCGAACCCGAGCUAACGGUGGCCCAGCAGACCCCAGCCGUGUCCACUGCCAACGACAACAAACAGUUUGGACAGCGAAUGCUGGAGAACUUCUUCAACUACGCCUCCAGCUUCGGAGUGGCAGCCAGAGACAUUCCGCCCAUCUCGAGCGAGACCUUCGUGCCGUUCUCCGUCGUCCAGAACUGGUAUACGAAUUUCCAGCGUCGCAUGGAACAGAACCCAAACUUUUGGAAGUACUGAGCACAAGACAAUGGAGGCGUCGCCUCCGAAAGUUGUUGAUAUUACAAGUAAAGUUUUAUAUUUAUAUUCUUUCUGUA
This is a messenger RNA of Drosophila santomea, 804 nucleotides long. Its product is annotated as protein OPI10 homolog. The record is from RefSeq and is a predicted model, not a curated record. Gene Ontology annotation, cellular component: cytosol; nucleus. NCBI's taxonomy places the organism in Eukaryota, Metazoa, Arthropoda, Insecta, Diptera, Drosophilidae. Gene Ontology annotation, biological process: protein import into nucleus. The coding region runs from base 134 to 727 and encodes 197 amino acids. The transcript has 2 exons. Gene Ontology annotation, molecular function: Hsp70 protein binding; nuclear import signal receptor activity.